UCACGUGAAUUCAGUGUCACAAUGUGUGGUAUUUGUUGUGUUGUUACUUUGUGUGGCCAGCGUUCUAUUCCUGAUUUCCUAAGUGAACACACACUCCACCAUCUUAGAAGAAGAGGACCAGACAGCAGCCAACAGUUGGUAAAAACUGUGUCAGAUCUCUCUUACAAAUGCCUGUUUUCUGGCCAUGUACUUCACUUGAGGGGACUGGUGACUCCUCAGCCUCUAGAAGAUGCCAGUAACAAUGUUUUCCUUUGGAAUGGAGAAGUUUUCAAUGGAGUGCAUGUAGGAGAUCUGGAGAAUGACACUCAAGUGAUGUUUCAUCAUCUUACAUUAUGCAGGAGCGAAGAGGACAUUCUGUCACUCUUUUCAUCACUGAGGGGUCCCUGGUCUUUCGUUUAUUACCAAGCAUCUAGACACAGUUUGUGGUUUGGUAGAGAUUAUUUUGGCCGUCGUAGUUUGCUUUGGCAGUUCAGUCAUGAGGCUGACAGUGCCUUCUGUCUCACAUCUGUAAGUGGUUAUUCUGAACCAGGCAACCAAUGGCAAGAAGUCCCAGCAUCCGGAAUUUUCAAAAUUGAUCUCAAAGCUUGUGCAACAACUAAAUCUUUGUCUUUAACAUUGUUUCCAUGGAAGUACUGCUACACGGAGAACGCAGCUGAAGAAACAUUCAUUAAUGUCCUUGACCAAGUGUCAAAAGAUUUGCCAAGCCACAUACAUGUUGGGGUGAAUGAACCAAAGCUGUGCCUCAGAGCGCCAGUCAUCCCCUUAAAUACAGCAAUUGCUGAAGCUUCAGGUGAAUGUACAGGCACUAACAGUAGCAACAUUAUCCAUGAGGUUUCUGUAGAAACCCUCCAAGGAUUUCUCGCAGAGGAAGACAAGAAAAAAUUAGUGUGUAGGUUUAUUGAUGUUUUAAGUGAAGCAGUCAAGAGACGAGUUUUAUGUCUCUUUAGAGACCAAGAUCAGGAAACCAGAGAAGUUCCAAGCAUGUCUCAUAAGAAAGCACGUGUUGCAGUGCUCUUUUCUGGUGGCAUUGAUUCUAUGGUUAUUGCAGCCCUUGCUGAUAAACACGUGCCUUUGGAGGAGCCAGUUGAUCUUCUCAAUGUAGCUUUCAUGAUGAAAGAACAAGCUAAGCACAAGGGUACCACUAAAAAACGUACCAACCAUGAAGUGCAGCUUGAUUUGCUUUGUCCUCAAGAAACCUGCCAAGAUCUUGAUGCUAAAAGUGGUGCUCAUUCAUCUUGCUUUGAUGUUCCUGACAGAAUCACUGGUAGGGCAGGACUGAAGGAAUUAGAAGCCAUUAACCCUUCAAGAACCUGGAACUUUGUGGAAAUUAAUGUCACACUAGAGGAAUUGAAAAAGAUGAGGGAACAGCGCAUUAAUCACCUCAUCUAUCCACUGGACACAGUCUUGGAUGACAGCAUUGGCUGUGCAAUGUGGUUUGCUUCCAGAGGGGAGGGCUUUAUUAGUAACCAAGGAGAACUGAAACCAUAUAAAAGUUCUGCAAAGGUUGUGCUUACAGGAAUUGGAGCGGAUGAACAGCUUGCUGGAUAUUCUCGACAUCGUGUUUGCUUCAAAAAGUACGGCUUAGAGGGCCUGAACAAAGAACUUGAAAUGGAGUUAGGUCGCAUUUCUUCCAGAAAUCUGGGUAGAGAUGACAGGAUUAUCGGUGAUCACGGAAAAGAAGCCAGGUUUCCUUUUCUUGAUGAAGAUGUUGUUUCAUUCCUCAAUUCUCUGCCUGUCUCAGAAAAAGCUGACUUGACUCUCCCUCGAGGAAUGGGUGAGAAGCUGAUCCUGCGCCUUGCAGCCAAGGAGCUGGGCCUCACAGCCUCCGCUGUUCUGCCAAAAAGGGCCGUACAGUUUGGAUCUCGGAUUGCAAAACUGGAGAGCCACAGGGAAAAAGCAUCUGACACAUGCAGCAGGCUGAAGUUAUUUUCAGUAGGUGAAUUAUAGAAGUACAUCUUGAGAUACAUCUAGUCUGUUUGCAAAUGCAGUAAAGCUUUGGAGUUUUCUUAG
Molecule: messenger RNA, 2010 nt
Organism: Empidonax traillii (willow flycatcher)
Lineage: Eukaryota; Metazoa; Chordata; Aves; Passeriformes; Tyrannidae
Gene: ASNSD1
Product: asparagine synthetase domain containing 1
Exons: 3
Coding region: 22-1947 (641 amino acids)
Molecular function (GO): asparagine synthase (glutamine-hydrolyzing) activity
Source: RefSeq, a predicted model, not a curated record